Tetranychus urticae (two-spotted spider mite) is the source of this 1344-nucleotide messenger RNA. RefSeq lists its product as uncharacterized. Lineage: Eukaryota; Metazoa; Arthropoda; Arachnida; Trombidiformes; Tetranychidae. The record is from RefSeq and is a predicted model, not a curated record.
UCAAGUUGCACUUCUAGAAAAAGUAUAAUGGCAACUAAAGUCUUGACUACUUUGAACAAACAGAAAAAAUACAUAUUGGAAAAGUUUUCAAGUUAUUCGUUUACAAUUUUCAAUUCAAAUGAAUUUGAUUUAACUGUUUGUAAGUUAUUAAAACGAACAGAAAGAUUGACUUUUGUUUUUCAACUUGACUUUAAUGGUCGAAGCCAAAGCAGCUCUGCAGUGAACACACUUGGUUAUCGUCGAUACAAAUGGAUGGACUGGUUCAUAACAGUCAACUGUUUGAUGAAUGUGAUAAGAUUUGCUGUACUUAGUUUUAGUUCAAGUGAUUCAGUUGCCAUUUACCUUGGCGAUCCAUUGUUUCGAGUUAAAGAUCGUCAAGCUCUAUUGAUGUGGGGCGCAAUGGCGAUCGCAAUGAUGUUUAUUUUUCGAGAAUGGAUUUUGAAUCUCAAUGCAAAAGGAAGCUUCGAAAUAUUGUCUGCAUGGAAAGUUUGUUUCAAUGGUUUCAACUCGGCCGACUUGCAAAUGAAUGAUCUCGAUGCCAAAAGAUUUCGUUUCACCAUCUUUUUAUUUUCUAUUUUUUCGCAUAACGUGAUGCUAUUUAUGCCUUUCUUUGCAUUAUUCAUAUUUUUUAUACCAUUACUUUCCAAUCCUUGGACAUACAAAAUACCUAAAUUGGCCUUUUUUGGUUUUGGUUUGUCCGUUUCAUCCAUCUUUGUUUUCGCACUUCUUUUAAAUACGGUAAUGGGAUUCUUCUGGUACAUAGUUUGCUCUAUUUACUUCUAUCUCUUUCGGCUAUAUGAUCUACUGAACUCGGCAGAAGACUUGAAUCACCAAUUGGUCGAUGAAAAGCAACUUGGAUCGUUUUGUGUGUCAAUCAUUCGUCAUCUUAACGAAGUUGAAGCUGUUUCUUAUAAGUUUCGCUAUUUACUGUUGUAUUAUCUAUCAAUUUUUGCUGCCGCAGGUGACUUCGAUCUUUUCAUUGGAAUGAUUGUUAAAGUUUACAAUGAUUUUUUCGCAAAUCUGUUCGCGAUUCUCGGUUUCCUCAUUCUUGUAGCUCUUGGAACUUUUGGUUUAAUUUUUGGUAAUUUCAUCUCACAGCUGAAUAAGUUAACAGUUAAACUGCACCAACUAUCCACCAGGAGUAGACUUACGUUGGGCUCAGCAAACAAGCUUUUGGAGAUAAUGGACCGAACAGCCGGGCCAUACAAUGGCAUCAAAAUCGGAGACUUUGCGACUCUUGAGAAAAGUUUUGCGAUAUCGUUUAUAUUAGAAAAUAUAUCAAUUUUAAUGCUAUUUAUUUGCAACAUUGGACCUUCUUUGGAAUCUUCUAAAAGUUCAAUCUAA